UGAGAAAAGUCUUUUUUGUGGUGGCAAUGGAUUCAAGAGUGUGUACACCACUGCCCUUCCUGUUAUCUAUAAAGUGUCUAUGGCCCUGAAGUCMAAAGCUAUCCCUGUAAAUACUGGACUUGCUUUGGCGAUAAUAGUAUUUGUCAAUGGAAUGACCAAUGAAACUAGAGACUUACAGUCCAUACAAGGAAUGAAUCAGACUUUGAGCAAAUUGUAURUAACCUGGGAAUUGAAUGAUUCUCCCUGGAACUACAGCAUUCAUUCACUUGAUGGAAAUGAAACCAGAACUAACAAGACAAUUGGGUUUUCAAUCCCUGGAGAAUACAAGUUGUGUGUAAAAGUUAAAAACCUGGUAUCAGAAGCUUCAGAGUGUAGAGAUUUAGACGUUCUUGUUCCUGUGUCUGGUAUUCGUCUUGUUGAUGUGAAACCAAAAACAAAAGCUUUAGUAGAUGGGCAAAAUGCAACACUUAUUAAAUUUCGGGAAGACUUAUUUCUUAAAGUGUCCSUUGAUGAAGGUUCAAAGGUUGAUUUUAUUGCAUCCUUUGCUGAUGGAUCAUUACCAGUUUUUAUCUCAACAAAAAAGAUGAAAAAUCCUUAUGCUAAGGGCUUAAAAUGUAUAACAAUAUGGCAUAAGUAUCUACAAUGUGGUAACUAUACAGUUCAAGUGGAUGUUUCUAAUGCCAUUGGUAAUGUGAGUUUGCCAGUAAUUCCUGUUAAUGUCCAGAAACCAGUCUCCAGCAUAAAAUUUUCUCUUAUUGGUGGUUUGCCUGGUGAAUGGGUAAAAAUCAAAGUCCGCAAUAAUGAUGAUUACUUGUGCAGCUUUAGAUUUAAUUGGACAUUUGAUGAUUGGAAAACUGUCAACACAACAACAGUGCCUUACAUAAAGCAUAAAUUUUAUGAAGUGAAGAAGCAUAUGUUUUCAUUGAAAGUUUUCAAUGACAUAAAUGAUCAAACUGUAAAUGGAAGUGUGUAUAUACAAACACCACUAAAAAAUGUAACAUUGUCCAUCGAAGGAAAUAACUCAUCACCCAUACACAUAUUUGAGUUGGGUAACAGCUGGGUGAAAUUGGAUGCCGCAACUUUCCCAUCCUUUCAUCAAGUUCAUUUUACAUGGUAUUCUAAUAGAAAGGAGAUGACUUCUGGGUUUUCUGCAAGCCUUAAAAAAAAAUUCCGUGAAAUAGGAAGAUUCCAAAUUCAAGUUUUCGCCAGAAACUUUUUUGUGAAUAGUAGCUUAACAGUUUCAUCCAACACUUUGAUUAUUGUAAUUGAGGAACGUAUUAACAAGGUUACACUGGAGCACAGUAUGGUUACUGUAUCCAAACAGAAUUUCUCCUUCACUGUGAAAUUAARUGGUGGCAGCAAUGUCAAUAUUCUUUGGGAUUUUGGUGAUGGAAGUACUAUGACCUCAACUGAUUUACAAGUAACUCACUACUAUAAGAAGGAAGGUCUUUACAAUGUAAAAGUGUUGGCAUACAACAAUGUUAGCCGAGCAGAUGACAGCAGCUCAAUAUUUGUCACUAAGAUUCCUUCAUGUCAACCUCCAAAUGUUAAAAUUAUUGGCUGGAGAAGUUUCAAGAUUUACAGGUUUGAAGAAGUGAAUAUAGAAAGUCAAGUGAAAAUUGACUGUAGCUGGGAAGAUUUUUCUCUUCUUUAUGAGUGGAAGAUCAUCCCAGAAUCUAAGAAGGCUUUCAAAGCAAAUAUAUCCUCUCUGAAAGUUUCUGAAUCUGUUCUGAUUAUACCACCCAAUACYUUGAAUUAUGGAAAGUAUGAUGUCAUACUGAAGGUUUACAAAAACAACACUGUUCUUUCUGAUGAGAAAAAAAUUGAGAUCAUUGUUGUCCAACAUGGUUUAAUUGCAUCGAUUCAAGGUGGCUCAAUGCGUGUUAUUGGCUAUGGGAGUAAAGAUCCAAUCAUCCUUGACGGCAGUGAGUCAAGAGAUCCUGACUUUCCAAAUGAAAGCGAGAAGCUAAGGUUCAAGUGGGAGUGCCAUCUUUUGAACAACACUAAUGCCACUCCAUGUUUUGAUCAACAAUCAACGAAAAUUGAUUUUAAUCGGGCAGUCUUUGAAUUGCCAUUAAAACAUCUUCCGGAAGGAUUGGAUGCUCUCUCGGUAACACUUACAGUCAGCAAGGAAGGCAUGGAUAACAAGAGCACUUGGCAGAUCCUUAGGAUGGUCAAUGAUAAGCCACACUUGUUGUCGGUACGUUGUCCACAAUGUGAAAAUGCAAAGGUGAAUUAUAAUGAUGCAUUGAUUGUACAAGGGAAAUGUACGACAUGUACUUGGAAAGAUCAAAACCUCCAUUUAAAAUGGCAACUUUAUCUUGUGAGCAAAGACAAACAUUUUGAGCAAGACAAAUGUGUUAACCUUUCGCAAAUGCCUCACCAACGAGAUGCAUUUCAUAGAGAAGCACCCCCUUUAACGACAGUCAGGUCAGCAUACAAGUUUGAUGUACCUCAGUCAAUGCAACAACCUGUGACAUCACCAACAUGGCGUGGACGAUCUACUGGAAGGCCUAGACCUGAUGUCAUCAAGACCACAAAAAAUCCUUACACUAGUUUUGCAACCACAGGCCCAUAUCCUGAACCAGCUAUAAUAGAAGCAGGUGAAACCUGUAAUUCAUCGCUAACGGUUCCAUCAAAUUGUAAACAAACAUCCAAGAACUCGUACUGGCUGUGUGUUACUAGUAGACCAACUGUUUCAAGUCGACGUGGUCGCUACACAGGUGGAUCUGUAAAUACAGGAUCAGGCACUUUACCAAAUUCUCCACAAACAUCUAGAGGAAGCAUAGACGUUACACAGCGUACAUUGACAACGACCCAGAUACCAUUAAGAACUAAGCCUGCUACAACACCAAGUCAUACCAAAGAAAAAACCCAAGCUUUGUAUGAGCCUACUUAUGUUGUUCCGGAGGCAGCUGAUCGUCAUCGCUUGCUAAGUAUUGAACGGAAACAAUAUGACAUGACACACUUUAAGACAAAAACUGGCUUGAACAACCUAAAUUUUGUUUUGAACAAGGAGAAUCUCGUCAGUGGUAAAACAUAUAUGGUAGCAUUGAAUGUCAAAUCAGGUUUGAAUUCGGACAGGCAAGGCAUGGCAAAUAUUUUUUUUAAAGUUAAUGAYAUUCCAACCAUUGGGAGGUUUGGUGUUGAGCCACCGUCAGGGCAAGAGAUUGAAACAGAAUUCAAGCUCAAGUGUCAAGACGAAAGUGACAAACGACUUAAUUACCGAGUAACGUACAAGAUUGAUGUAAAGGAAGACAGGGAAUUUCUUCUCUAUUCAGGAACUAACUUAGAGCCAUCAUUCACAUUGCCAUCUGGGCUAAAAGAACAAAAUUUUAGUGUCACGUUGUUCAUUUCUGCAUAUGAUGACAAAGGCAGUACAGUACAAGUGUGUCCCAAGACCAUAAAAGUUAAACCUACAAUAAUUCAUAAUGUUUCAUCUGAAGAAUAUCUCUUAAACAAGACCAGGAGUACCUACAUGCAGACUUUGAUWAAAGUUGGCAAAGAACAACAAGUAAAGCAAUUUGUUAAAGUUUUGUCUGAAGCACUCAACAGACUUUCUCCUGUCAAAAACACRAGCUCAAAAUUCCAUUUAAGGAAAGAGGCACGACUUGAGAUGGUGAAUGUUAUCAGCAAAUUUAGAAUUCGAGAUAUGACAUCAGCUAUUCAAACAGCAGAGGCUCUUGAAGGUCUUACAAGAGUGAAGACAGAACUAAAUAUUGAAGAACUUGAGUUGAUAUCACAUCUGAUGCUUGAAGCAGAGAGUCAGAUAGUGAAACAAGCCUCGCAGAAAUCAAAUGCAUUGACCACAAACCUUCUUAACUUGUUAACCAAAGCUCUAUCAAACGUCCUGGCUGGCUCUMUGCAAUUCCAAAGAUCUCACCCCGUUAAACAUAAGAAAAUCCAACUUCAAAGCAUGAAGGGUAUUCACGAAGUAACAAAGUAUAAUCUCAAAACCUUAGUACUUGGUGAAAAAAGCUCGAAGGUURUUCAGCCUUCCUUCAGUGCUGUAAUAUCUCAGUCAAAACUGAUGCAACAGUCCAACUGGACACUACGUGAUGUUACAUUUCUCUUGCCCUCCCAAAUGGACAAAGAACUAGGACUAGAAAACCGUUCGUUUUCUACUGCCUGUGUGGGCACUACUAUGGUUGUAUAUGAAGAAAACCCGUAUACAUGGAAUACUAGUGCAAAUCAAUUGUACGAAACUAAGGCAUCAAGCUUAGUGUUAAGCAAUUGUAAUGCAGAACCAAUCAAUGUGCGUCAUUUACAAAACGAGAUUGAAGUGACUUUGCCUUGGUUAGUCAAAGAGGUAAAAAGUGCCAACDAGCUCUACACAGUGAAUUGGCAGUAUCUUAACAUUCACUCUGUGCAUUUUAAUCCCUCCAUGGAGAACCACACUUUGCAGCUAGACAUUCAAAUACUAUCGAAACUUGAUCAGGGAUUGGUACUUAGAAUAUUUGUCAGUUUUAACAGCAAAGAGGACAUACAAACAUCAACCGUAUUAAAAUCUUCUUCUGGGGGUUCAGUUCGUUUCAAGUUUACCGCCAAAGACCUAAUAAAUGCAUCGAGUGUUAUACGUAUUGGUAUUGUCAUGAAAGAUACAGACCUCAACAGAAUUAAAAAGAUAUUUAGUGCUGCACCUGUAAACUACUCUAUCAGCAGUAAGUGGAUUGGUUGUUACUACUGGAAUGAAGAGAARCAGACAUUGUCUACCCAGGGCUGUUUGCCUACUGACAACACCACUGAUACGUUUAUCAAGUGCAGGUGUAAUCAUUUAACAACAUUUGUUGGUAAGGCGUUUUGGUCGCCAAACCCAUUAAGGGUCAAAGAUCUGAGGGACAUCCAAAGCAUAUCAUGGAACCCUGUGUGUUUGKCAUUGGUUUUGUCUUUAUUUGGUGUGUAUAUCGUGUUGCUUGUCUAUUGUUACAAACUGGACAAGAAUAAAAGCAAGGAUAAAGAAGGCGAAAUAAUCUUGGCCAAUGUGCUUUGCAGCCGUAUUAUCUACAGGUACAAAAUCACCGUUGAAACAGGCCACUGGUUUGGUUCUGGAACCUCAUCGUCAGUUGUGAUGCGCAUGUUUGGUGAUUCGAAUACCUCUGACCCAAUAGAACUGAAGUCCAAUGAUAAACCUCUCUUUAGGAGAGGGUCCAAAGAUGUCUUCAUUUUCGAUUCUCCGUGUGAUUUGAGCCCUUUGAAGAAGAUCCAUGUUUGGCAUUACAAUGAUGGAGAUAAUCCAAGCUGGUAUUUGGACACGAUCACUAUACAGGACAUGACUACGGGCGAAAAAUGGUAUUUUGAUAACUAUCGAUGGCUUGCUAUAGACGAAGACGAUGGCAAGGUUGACGUGGAGAUUUUCCCUGUAGAUKGCAAGACACACGUUUCGAAGAUACAACUGUAUUACCAUGAAGGUCGUAGAUACUUACUGGAUUAUCACCUUUGGCUUUCGGUUUUUGCUCGGCCAUCGUCGAGUUUUUUCAAUCACAAACAGCGGCUGACAUGUUGCUUUUCACUAAUACUGAGCUUUCUUUGUGUUAAUGCUGCCUGGUUCCAUGUCACAUCGUCUGGAACAAAGCUCUACGAGAUUCUUGGUUUCUUGGACGUAAGAUGGGAGACUGUGUUGUCUGGCAUUYUGUGUAGCMUUGUCGUUCUGCCUGGAAAUCUCUUAUGGAUUAUCAUGUUUAGAUAUGCGAAGUAUGACAGAAGCUCAAUAGAUUCUGUGUUUCCAAAUUUAGAGGAUUAUUCUUACUAUUCAGUCUUCGAUGUACAAACAGCCUGUCCAACGAAAGCGCCACCAAGCCCUCUGCUACGCGACGACAUGUCUUCAUCGAAUUCUGAACAACCCUCUCAAGGACCCAAAAACACGUUCUGGUUGCCACACUGCUUUGUUUCUAUUGCCUGGUUUGGAUGUGGCUUAACUAUUCUUGCUUCAGGGUUUAUUACAGUCUGGUACGGACUAAGUUUUGGUCGCCAAAAGUCCAUUCUUUGGCUUCAGUCGCUCUGUUUUUCUGUGGUGGAGUCGGUGCUCAUCUCUCAGCCUUUUAUGAUACUUGCUGUCCUACUGUACACCAUGUGCUCGAAUUUGAUAAGAAAAUCACCUUCAAAAGUCGAACCAAUAAGUGARGACGAUAAAUCACGAAAAAACAUAUCAUCUUCAAGAACCAGCGAUGAUUACAUGAAUUUGAAAACCGCACUUGACGCAAGAAGGCAUCAGCGAUAUUUGAAGUUCCUUAAACCUCUCAACAAAGCGUUGCUAUUUGACGCCUGUGAAAAGAAACAUGUUCGAAAAGUUGUGUAUGAUUACGUUAGGGACGUUAUUGCAUGUUUGGUUGGGAUAUUCUUGGUUUGUGUCAUAGUCAAUAGUAUGUACUGUAGAUCAGCCUUCAACAUAAAGAAGUCUGUACAGAACACAAUACUCAAACACUCUGCCAAUGAAAUGGGAAGCGUUCCACCUGAUCUCUGGUGGAGGAAUAAUCAUGAAGAAAUCGUGAACUUGUUGUAUUGGAGACCGUAUGAAUGGUCAUCACGAAAGAACCGAACAUCCCAAAUAUUCUUCAAAGAUACUUUGAGUGUUCUUGUUGGAAAGCCACGUAUCCGUAAAUACACUACAAGAAARCACGAGAAAUGCAGUAAUGUUGACGUGGAUGGAUCAAAAACAAAGAGAAUUUGCCGAUCAAGGUGUCUGAAAGACAGUGGUCAAUGGAGCUCUGUCGAGCUAAGUAGAACGAAAGCUAUCGCCAAGGAAAAGCUAAAAGACUUAAUAACGAGGGAAUGGAUAUCAAUGUGUACAGAACAUAUCUCUAUUGACUUUGUUCUGUAUGCAGCAGCACUGGAUGUGUACAGUGCUGUAUCUUGGGAAGUCAAUGGCCCCAACUCAGGUCAACCGUUGAUUAAAAUACAAGUCAAGUCUAUCAAAGACGCUUUUAAGAGCACUGCUUUGGACAUCUUUUUGAAAGUUUGCAAGGGAGUUUUUGUCGCUACGUUUGUAUUCUGUUUGUACAGCGAGUUGGUUUAUCUCACUAAGUAUAAAUCAAAGUAUUUCAAGAGUGUCUGGAAGUUYAUCGAGGUAUUAUUCCUGCUGCUAUCAGCUAUAUCAAUAGUUGCUUAUGUGCACUGGUCAGUAUCAGUUUACUCGUUGAUUCGAGAGAUUCUCAGUGAAAGUGGACAUGAUGUUUACGCUGCUGUAUCACUGGUGCACCACAGGCAGGAGUUGUUAAUCAUUGUGUACAGCUUGAUUCUAUUUCUACUGGUCUUGAAAAUCAUCCAUCUCAUGAAAGUUUUCACGUUUGUACAGCGGUUUUGCUACCUACUUUGGACAACUUUUGGCUUUCUGGCUGCGUUAAUGGYAUUUGUGUUAAUAUCUGUAAUAAUGCUUUCUCACUUCGGUUAUCUGUUGUUUGGACGAAUAUAUUUGGACUUCGCGACAUUCUCAAGAAGUCUUGUGUACACGUUUGGACUUCUGCGACUCAGAGGAAAAACUGAACAAAGAGAGAGUGUUUGUUUGCCUAUUAUAUACUACUUUACCAGUGUSUUUUUGUUGGUAGUGGUUUUGCGAGGAUUGAGUAUGGCCAUUUUCAAUUGGUCUGUUCAUUCAAUAAAGCGAAGGCAAUAUCCAACACACCUGUUGAUUGACUAUUUGAAAAACUUGAAUCGUGUUGGUGUCCGAAAGAAAACUAUCGACGAUGAUGAUGAGUCAGAUGAUGAAGAUGGAGAAAUCAUUCCUGUGGAAUAUGCGUGCGACGAAGUGGAAAUCCAAAUGGGAGAAUUGCUCUUCAAGAUGGAAAACCUAGUCGGUGAGAGCAAAUUAGCAGAUCUGUGUCUCUCGUCCUCUUCAGAUCUAUUACUGUCGAGUGAUGCAGAGUUCGACUAUGACUAUGAUGUGGAGUAUCUAUACCGUCAGGGAGAAUUCGACAUUGACCCAGGAAGUGGUUAUGAUAGUGAUCAAAGCCUUUACUCACACGGCUCUGGAAGUGCUGUUGAUUCUCAAGAGGGUUUAACAGAUCUGGAACUGCAAAGRAGGAUUUCCAACAGUAGCUGUUUAACGACAUCCAUGGACGGUAAUCCACCUUCUCCAUUGUAUGUCAAGCAUAUUGAAUCUAAAGUGAUGAAUAACAGUGGGAUGAACAUCACUCAUGUUAGAGRAACUGAGGAUGUCCAACACGAAAGAAUAMUCCAAGAAACUAAAAGCACCCCAAAGCAACUAUACCGAAGUCAGAGUAACAGCCUAACAAGUCACAGUGGUGAUCUGCAUGAUCCAAGCUUGAUAGUAAAGAACCAAAGUCGAAAGUCAUCUUUAGAMAACAAUCGWWYCAAAACYAAACAGACRUAUCAUCCACUGACUCGGAAACCCAAAUUCCGGCAGGGGCAAAUCUGYCUUGAUGAUGUCCCAAAAGAUAUUGGUUUGACAAGUAGCRCCGGMCUGGGUGACUGUAMAUUUUCUGGGSAAAAUCGCUCUCGCGCGCAAGGAAAUCGGACGGCGACCCCUAAAAAGCCAAACUACCUAAGAACAUUAGGGCUGCUCCCAAAGACAAGUGUCGCUCCAAUAGACGAUCGUUAUGAAAAGCCUCUUUUAAAAGAUGAUGCCUUUAAUAGUAGCGGCGAUAGCAGGCAGUUUACCAGUGAUUCUAGCACCUGUGCACAAAACCAACCGUCGUCCAGCUCAUCGAAUAAUUUCUAUGGCUUCGAUGCUCCAUCGUCGCCGUCUGAACCUGGGUUCAGUAAUAAUGGCUUUUAUGAAGACAAUCAAGAUGUGGAAUCAGUUAUCAGUGAUGAUGAGGAAGUACCUUUACCUGGUCUAAUAGGUGAUAUAUGUACGAACAAUGAUAUAGGGACAAACAUAGGGCCAGAUGCACCCAAAAAAAUCUGAAUUCUCUCCCUUUCUCUCCAGUAYAUAUUAAGAACAAUUAUUUGACGCAAGUCAAUUUAUAUCACUAAUCAGGUAUAUAUAUCAAAUUAUAUUAACAUUAGAGUGAUUUUCAUAAAACCGUGAAAUACAGUGAAGAAAUACACAGAAAUUAACUCUAUCCUAGUUUGCUCAUAUCGUUAAUAAAUAGUUGAGGGAAAUUUUUCACGGUUUUUUUGUAAAACACUCUACCAAUAAGCAAAAAAACAAAAACUAUACAAACAACUAUUAUAUAUUUUAACAAGCGUUUUAAAGAAUUAUACAUAGGUAUUAUUAUAACAAUUAUUACAAAUAUUUUAUUUACAUCAUAUGAGACCGAUGCCCUUUGGCAGGUGGUGCUUUCCUCUUCCCAAGGGGACUUAUGGGAAGGACACGUAAUUCGAAACACGUGCUAAAUGUAAUAUGCGCGUUUAUUUUUAUAUUCAACACAACUCAUGUCUAUUUUAAMAGUUUCUMUGUUGAACAUUCCAAUUGAWCUCGGAGAUUGCGUUARCAAUCGAAGAGUUAUUAAACAAUUAUUCGAAAAUACUUGUAURCUCCAUAUACUCCACACUUGUAUUGUACGCUGUAAACGAGUCGCAAAGCGAGUCGAUCGGUAUUAUGUAUCAUGURAGUGACGUUGUAAUUUUGUGGGCGAUAUGAAACCACCAACAUUUAAGAGAARUCAUUAAACCCGUGAAACAAAAAYUGUCYUUUAAAAUGUGAUAGCCAAAURGACACAAAAGAAAAUAAUUUCAYGURUAUUUUGACUAAACUCUARMGGAUUUAAGUCAUUGACGGCGUGGAAUAGAUAUUGCACGAAUAAACAUUACGCUCAUUUUUUUGCAUUUCACGGAUUUAACGAGUUCUAACUUUUUUUUUUUUUUUUUUAACUCGCAGUGAGGGCUGGGCGGUUAUUUGAAUUAAAACAAAAUUUCAACGACAUAUAAUGUUUACAGACCAAGAUAAUUAAAAUUUGUAUUUAUGCAUUUGUAUUUAUUCCCUGCUAGCAGAGUCUCUCUUGUUGUUGCUCUCGACAGGUAUUCCAAAGAAGUCUCUGGACUCGUCGAGGACUACAACAAGAAAGACUGUGCUAGAAGGGAAUCUUUAUGAGAUAUUGAGAAGAAAAUUAUAUAUUUGAAUGAUAAAUAGUACAUUAUAUUUUUUUUGUAAACAAAAUUUAUCCAGAGCAAUUAAAUGUUAUUAAAGGAAUUGUUUCAA
Messenger RNA from Exaiptasia diaphana, 10099 nucleotides. RefSeq names its product polycystic kidney disease 1-related protein. The record is from RefSeq and is a predicted model, not a curated record. NCBI's taxonomy places the organism in Eukaryota, Metazoa, Cnidaria, Anthozoa, Actiniaria, Aiptasiidae. Gene Ontology annotation, molecular function: protein binding. The transcript has 53 exons. Bases 80 to 8863 code for a protein of 2927 amino acids.